Hibiscus syriacus is the source of this 3261-nucleotide messenger RNA. RefSeq names its product probable inactive receptor kinase At5g10020. Lineage: Eukaryota; Viridiplantae; Streptophyta; Magnoliopsida; Malvales; Malvaceae. Gene Ontology annotation, molecular function: protein kinase activity; ATP binding; protein binding. Gene Ontology annotation, biological process: protein phosphorylation. The transcript is spliced from 3 exons. The record is from RefSeq and is a predicted model, not a curated record. Bases 16 to 3198 code for a protein of 1060 amino acids.
UACUCAAAGAAUUAGAUGAAUCUCUCUGUUUCUUUCGCUUUCUCUUUUUAUUUUCUCUUGUUGCUGUUGUUUUUGGGGCUGGCUUCUUCAUCUGGGUUUGACCCGUUGGAGCUCCGAUCUUUGCUUGAGUUCAAGAAAGGCAUCAAGCACGAUCCUCUCCAUAAGGUGCUUACGGUAUGGGAUCCGUAUACCCGACCCGACCCUACUUCUUGGACCGGCGUAACCAGCGACCCCAAUUCCGGCUUCAUCGUUUCCAUCAACUUAGACCAUCUUUGCCUCGUCGGCGACCUCAAGUUCCACACUCUCAUUCCUCUCAGGAACCUCCAGAACCUUUCGUUGUCGGGCAACAGUUUCACGGGUCGGAUUGCACCCGCAUUGGGAUCGAUAACCUCGCUGCAAUAUUUAGAUCUGUCUGAUAACCAGUUCAUCGGUCCUAUCCCGGGUCGGAUCGCAGACCUUUACGGGUUAAAUUAUUUGAAUUUGUCGAUAAACAAGUUCGACGGAGGGUUUCCAGACGGGUUCCGAAAUUUACAGCAAUUAAGAGUGUUAGAUUUACACAACAAUACGCUUCGAGGCGAUAUAGGCCAGCUACUCAGUGAGUUAAGGAACGUUGAACACGUUGAUUUGAGUUAUAACGAGUUUUACGGGGGUUUGCAUGUGUCGGUUGAGAAUGUGUCCAGUUUGGCUAAUACAGUUCGUCAUGUGAACUUGAGUCAUAACCAGUUGAAUGGUGGGUUCUUGAAAGAGGAAGCAGUUGGUUUGUUUAAGAAUUUGCAGGUUUUGGAUUUGGGUGAUAAUUCGAUUGCAGGGGAGUUGCCAAGUUUCGGGUCAUUGCCGGGUUUGCGGGUUUUGCGAUUGGGUAAAAAUCAGCUCUUCGGACCGGUGCCGGUGGAGUUGCUUGAGGGUUUUGUUCCGUUGGAGGAGUUGGAUCUCAGUCACAAUGGAUUCACGGGUUCCAUUCGCAUGAUUAAUUCUACAACGUUGAAGGUUCUGAAUCUUUCGUCUAAUCAGUUGUCUGGUGAUUUGCCCUCUUCUUUAAUUAGCUGUGAAUUGGUUGAUUUGAGUAGCAACAUGAUAUCUGGUGACAUAUCUGUUAUAUCGAAUUGGGAAGCCUCCUUGGUGGAUCUUGAUUUGAGUUCAAACAAUUUGUCAGGUAGCCUGUCAAACUUGUCUCUCUUUGAGGAUUUGAACACAUUUAAUCUUAAGAAUAAUUCCCUUGUUGGUGCCUUGCCUGCUUUAUUGGAUACAUCUCCAAGAUUAUCUGUUAUUGAACUCAGUUUGAAUCAACUCAGUGGGCAUAUUCCUGGCAGUUUCUUCACUUCUACAACAUUGAAAAGCCUGAAUCUUUCCAAAAAUUAUUUCACUGGACCAAUUCCACUUCAAGCCUCCCGUGUUAAUGAAUUACUUGUGAUGUCAACUUAUCCCCAGAUGGAGUCACUUGAUCUGUCCGAUAAUUCCUUGACAGGUGGUUUGCCUUCAGAGAUUGGUAACAUAGCUAGGCUCAAAAUGCUGAAUCUUGCAGGCAAUGAAUUAUCAGGCCAGCUACCUAGUGAAUUGAGCAAACUUAGUGAUUUGGAAUCCCUUGAUUUAUCGAGAAACAACUUCAAGGGUAAAAUCCCUGAUAACCUUUCAACUAGCCUUAGUGAAUUUAAUGUGUCCAAUAAUGAUUUGUCGGGUCAUAUUCCAGAAAAUUUGAGAGGCUUCCCUAGGUCUUCAUUUUCUCCAGGAAACUCAUUGCUAAUGCUCCCUAAGGGCAUGCCAUCAACAGACUCAACUCAGGAUCAAACCCUUGGUUAUGCGAGACAUCAUAAUUCAAAGGGAAAUGUUACAGUAGCAAUUAUUGUUGCCUCCGUCGUAGCAGCUGUAAUGAUUGUUUUUAUAUUAUUGGCACUUUACCGAGCACAAAUUAAAGAAUUUCGUGGAAGAUGUGGAUUUUUUGACACAGCUACUGGAGCUGAUGCAAAGUCAGGUGGGCUUGCACGACCCUCCCGUUUCAAGUUCCACUCAAAUGUUCAGGGGCCACAAACUUCAUUAAGUUUUUCACAUGAUCACUUGCUUACUCCAAAUUCUAGGUCACUGUCUGGACAGCAAGAAUUUGUUCCUGAAAUUGUUGAGCAUGGUGUGGCUGAGAGAGUGACCACGGCUUCCGCAUCUGUAAAACCUAAUCUUCUAGAUAUUGAGUCGGUAUCAUCUGGGAGGAAAUCCUCCCCAGGCUCUCCAUUAGCAUCAUCACCACAUUUUAUUGAAACAUGUGAACAGUCUGUGACAUUGGAUGUUAACUCACCAGAUCGUUUGGCUGGAGAAUUGUUCUUCCUUGAUACUUCAUUAUCAUUCACUAUUGAGGAGUUAUCUCGAGCUGCAGCAGAAGUUCUUGGACGAGGCAGCCAUGGAACUCUGUAUAAAGCUACUCUGAGUAAUGGACGUAUGUUGACUGUGAAGUGGUUGCGUGUAGGACUGGUUAAACAUAAGAAAGAAUUUGCUAAGGAAGUUAAAAAGAUAGGGUCUGUGAGGCAUCCUAACUUUGUUCCAGUCCGAGCAUACUAUUGGGGUCCAAGGGAACAAGAAAGGCUUCUCCUAUCAGAUUAUAUCCAGUGUGAUAGUUUGGCAUUGCAUCUCUAUGAAACUACUCCUCGGAGGUACUCCCCAUUAUCUUUCAGCCAAAGACUUAAAGUUGCCGUGGAAGUUGCUCAGAGUCUGUUAUACCUACACGAUAGAGGUCUGCCUCAUGGAAACCUGAAGCCGACAAACAUACUCCUUUCUGAUCGUGAUUACCAUGCUUGCCUUACUGAUUAUUGUCUACACCGGCUAAUGAAGUCGACAGGAAUUGCUGAGCAGAUAUUGAAUCUGGGAGCUCUUGGAUAUCGGGCUCCCGAACUUGCUUCCAUGUCUAAACCAGUCCCAUCAUUUAAGGCUGAUGUAUAUGCAUUAGGAGUGAUCCUGAUGGAAUUGUUAACAAGAAAAAGUGCUGGUGACAUAAUAUCAGGUCAAUCGGGAGCAGUGGAUCUGACGGAUUGGGUUCGGUUAUGCGAUCAAGAAGGACGGGGAAUGGACUGUAUUGACAGAGACAUAGCUAGUGGAGAAGAACACACAAGAGCAAUGGAUGAUUUGCUUGCCAUAUCAUUGAGGUGUAUUCUUCCUGUUAAUGAGAGGCCUAACAUCAGACAAGUUUACGAGGAUCUCUGUUCAAUAUCCCCUUGAAGUUUUGUACAUUCGUCUUGGAAUUCAUUUUUUGUCAUUCCUUGACCACAUUGUUGUUUUUCU